Messenger RNA from Poecilia reticulata (guppy), 2589 nucleotides. RefSeq names its product TAF6 RNA polymerase II, TATA box binding protein (TBP)-associated factor (gene taf6). Gene Ontology annotation, cellular component: SLIK (SAGA-like) complex; transcription factor TFIID complex; SAGA complex. Gene Ontology annotation, biological process: RNA polymerase II preinitiation complex assembly; transcription initiation at RNA polymerase II promoter. Lineage: Eukaryota; Metazoa; Chordata; Actinopteri; Cyprinodontiformes; Poeciliidae. The record is from RefSeq and is a predicted model, not a curated record. Gene Ontology annotation, molecular function: RNA polymerase II general transcription initiation factor activity; transcription coactivator activity; protein heterodimerization activity.
CUCUGAACUGGAACGUGACUCAAAAUGGCGAUAGAACAUAGCGCUAAUUCAUGAGCGGAUGUCCCAGCUUGCAGUCUGUGAUCAAGUCAGCCGUUAACAGCCAGUGAUGGAUAAUACCAGAGAAGAAAUAGCUUCGCGCCAUUGUCAUUUUUAUAAAUUUUGAUAUCAUUUGUUUGUUUAAAAUCCCGAGUGAACUCGAACGGGAAAGGAAAACUUCACAGUCAUGGCGGAGGAACGUCGGCAGAAGCAAUGUUCGGUCAGCCUGCCCACAGAGUCCAUGAAGGCCAUGGCCGAGUCAGUGGGAGUGGGGCAGCUACAGGAGGAAAGCUGUGCGGCCCUUAGCGAAGAGGUCAGCUACAGAAUCAAGGAAAUUGCACAGGACGCUCUAAAGUUCAUGCAUCACGGGAAGAGACGCAAACUAACCACCAGUGACAUAGACAAUGCCCUGAAACUAAAAAACGUGGAGCCCCUGUACGGGUUUCAGUCGCAGGAGUUUAUCCCUUUCCGCUUUGCGAGUGGCGGUGGAAGAGAACUUCAUUUCUACGAGGAGAAGGAGGUCGACCUCAGCGACAUUAUAAACACGCCUCUUCCAAGGGUUCCUUUAGAUGUUUCUCUCAAAGCACACUGGUUAAGUAUCGAAGGAGUUCAGCCGUCAAUUCCAGAAAACCCACCGCCAGCAUCAAAAGAGCAACAGAAAGCUGAAUCAACAGAACCGCUCAAAGUGGUCAAGCCUGGUCAGGAGGAGAAAGGUGCAAUUCAAGGCAAAGGUCAGAACACACCAGCUCCUGAUAACAAAGGUCAGUAUUACUCCUUUCGUUUUGGAGGAACUUCUUCAAUAAUAUUUUUGUGCGCUUUCCCGUUUUAUAUUAUAAUUCCACACAUUUUAUCACCAUUUCUACACCGAAUUGUUCUGGUUUUUUGGGUUUUUUUUUGUUAUGAAUGCUCUGAGGAAGAAUGUCUGAUCUCCAUUGAAUCUAACAAUUUUGUCCUUUUCACAGGAAAGGAGAAGGGUCUGAUCAGGUUGAAACCACGCAGCACCCACGAGCUUUCUGUAGAGCAGCAACUCUACUACAAGGAAAUCACAGAGGCGUGUGUUGGCUCCUGCGAAGCAAAACGAGCCGAAGCGUUACAGAGUAUUGCUACCGAUCCUGGACUCUAUCAGAUGCUCCCAAGAUUCAGCACGUUCAUUUCUGAAGGAGUUCGUGUAAAUGUGGUGCAAAACAACUUGGCUUUACUGAUUUACCUCAUGCGGAUGGUCAAAGCUCUAAUGGACAACCCCACUUUGUAUCUGGAAAAAUACCUGCAUGAGCUGAUCCCGGCGGUGGUCACCUGCAUUGUGAGCAAGCAGCUCUGUUUACGGCCAGAUGUCGACAACCACUGGGCUCUACGAGACUUUGCGGCUCGUCUGAUGGCCCAGAGCUGUAAAACGUUCAGCACAACCACCAAUAACAUCCAAUCCCGUAUUACCAAAACUCUCACCAAGAGUUUGUUGGAUGACAAAACCCAGUGGACGACGCGAUACGGGUCCAUCGCAGGGCUCGCUGAACUGGGAGCUGAUGUGAUAAAGACGCUGAUCCUUCCUCGGCUCGCUGUAGAGGGCGCUCGCAUCAAGGCAGUGAUGGACGGGCCUGUAGUGUCCAACAUCGACAGGAUAGGAGCUGAACACGUUCAGAGCCUCCUUCUGAAACAUUGCGCCAGCGUCAUCGCCAAAAUACGGCCUCAGCCGGACAACGUGGAGCAAUACCGGACGGACUACGGCUACCUCGGGCCCAUGCUGUGUUCUCAUGUAAUGAAGGCCAGAACUCAAGCAGCGCUGCAAGCUCAGCAAGUCAACCGGACCACCUUAACAAUCACACAGCCUCGUUCCACGCUUUCAGUCUCACAAAGUGGGUUGAGUGGAUCAGGUGGGCCUCGCACUCCCAGCAUCAUUAAGGUCCCGAGCUCCCUCACCCUCAUGUCUCCAAGACCCGGUACUCCGUCUCAGCCGUCGCCACCGGCAACAAAGUACAUUGUGAUGGGAACCAGUGCGGGAGCUGCCUCCACCCAGCAGGUCAUCACCCUUAGCUCCUCCCAGUCAGCCUCACCAGUAACCAGCACUGUUCCCAGUGCGACUUCCACACUGCAGCCCUUGGUAAAACUGGAGCCCGGCAGCGGUUCUGGACUCACGGCUCCCCGGCCAAUGCAGAAGUACAUAGUCGUAUCUCUUCCCUCGUCUGCCUCCUCCCUGGAGACCAAGAGCUCUGUGCUUCCAUCCUCCAUUUCCUCGACUCAAGUCGACGGAGGGAUCAAGCUGGAGCGCUCCGAUUCCCCCGCAGCAAGUACCCAGUCCCCACACUGACGUGUUUUGGUAAAGAAGAGUCUUCUCAUCUUCGAGUUUUUCUCGACCGAACCUAAAGGGGUCCACUUUGGAGCGAUGCGAAGAGAAUUAUGUGAACUCUUGACUGAUGAGAGCAAACAUGGCCAGACUUUGUAAAUAUCUUGAUGCUCAGUGGAAGCUGAACAGUCUGUGAAAUCAUCAGCAUUUCAGCUUAUAUUCUAACUGAUUUCAUGUCUUUUUUUACCCUAAAAUAAAUUUGAUUUUGUAUUAAG